This is a messenger RNA of Corylus avellana, 1163 nucleotides long. RefSeq names its product putative 6-phosphogluconolactonase 4, chloroplastic. Gene Ontology annotation, molecular function: 6-phosphogluconolactonase activity. Lineage: Eukaryota; Viridiplantae; Streptophyta; Magnoliopsida; Fagales; Betulaceae. Gene Ontology annotation, biological process: pentose-phosphate shunt; carbohydrate metabolic process. The record is from RefSeq and is a predicted model, not a curated record.
UUUGUAGUGUUUUGUCUUGUUGCUUUGUUUAUGAGGAAUAAUUUUCCUCUGUAUUUAAAGCCUUAUCUGAAUGGUUUAAGUAAGCUGUGAUACAUCUCUUUCAAUCUUCUUUCACUCUCAAAAAACUUUCACUCGUUACUGGAGUGCUUUCUGGCUAAAAGGGAUCUGUCUGUCGAGAAGACGAAGCUGUGUGAUCAUUUUGGGUCGAAUGCGUCAAUGGCAGCAACAGCUGAGAGGAAGGUGGAGGUGUUUGAUACGGAGGAGGAGGUGGCUGUGUCUCUGGCCAAGUACAUAGCCGAUCUGUCUGAUAAGUUCUGCAAAGAGAGAGGGGCUUUUACCAUCGUUUUGUCUGGUGGGUCUCUCAUCGAGUCCCUCAGGAAACUAGUAGAACCCCAGUACAUCGAUUCGGUUGAAUGGUCGAAGUGGCAUAUCUUUUGGUUAGAUGAAAGAGUAGUGCCAAAGGAUCACAAAGACAGUAACUAUAAACUUGCUUAUGAUGGGCUUCUUUCUAAGGUACCAAUUCUCCCUGAUAAUGUUUAUGCCAUCAAUGAUGCACUGUCAGCUGAGGGUGCAGCCGAUGAUUAUGAGACCCGUCUCAAACAUUUGGUUAACUGCGGUGUGCUAGCUUUAUCAGCAGCUAGUGGGUUUCCAAAGUUUGAUCUCAUGCUUUUGGGAAUGGGUCCGGAUGGACAUGUGGCUUCUCUAUUUCCAGGGCACCCUCUCCUCAAAGAAAACGAGAGAUGGGUCACCUUCAUUAAGGACUCGCCAAAACCGCCUCCGGAGAGAAUUACUUUUACUUUUCCAGUGAUCAACUCGUCUGCAUAUAUUGCCCUUGUGGUGACUGGUGCCCCUCAAGCUGGAGCCGUGCAGAGAGCUUUAGGAAAUGGACAAAAUUCUGAUAAGCUGCCUGUUCAAAUGGUUUCACCUGAAGGAGAGUUGACUUGGUUUUUGGACAAGGAUGCAGCUUCAAAGCUGUAGGAGUUGGAAUAUCUUUAGCUUUGUGAGUGAUCUAUGUAGUAAAUUAGCAUGUUGAUCAUGUACUGUGGUUUGAUCGGAGAUCAUAUAGGGGUUCUGCUGGACUUUGUGAUCUCUGUAGUAUGUAACAACUAGUGAGCUUUUCCAUCUUUUCUGAUGGCAAUAAAGGAAGCGUCGCUGUUUGUUCA